This is a messenger RNA of Polypterus senegalus (gray bichir), 3479 nucleotides long. RefSeq lists its product as uncharacterized. NCBI's taxonomy places the organism in Eukaryota, Metazoa, Chordata, Cladistia, Polypteriformes, Polypteridae. Gene Ontology annotation, cellular component: external side of plasma membrane. The record is from RefSeq and is a predicted model, not a curated record. The transcript has 7 exons. Bases 105 to 1424 code for a protein of 439 amino acids. Gene Ontology annotation, biological process: T cell costimulation; positive regulation of T cell proliferation; immune response.
ACAGUCGACAUUUUACCACUUGACGCAGAGGGAAGAAGCUGCUUGUUGUUUUUAAUCUAGUUUAGAUUUGUUUUAGCUCCUUUUUGUAAAAAAAAUCAUUUAUAAUGUCCAUAUCUGUAAAAUUAAGUUUUUUUUUUUUCCUGUUAUAUUCAGGUACAUCAGCCAAAUUUGAUUUCAGUACUCCACAAUCAGUGGUAACCACGCAUGUUCACAACAAAGUUUUUCUGCCUUGUUACUUUACUGUGGCAAAGAAGGAAAAUAAUCUGACGUUUGUUAUUGUGACCUGGAAGCACAGAAAUGUGAAACUGGCAGAAUACAAGGAAGGGGAAGUGAAAACCACCAUCAACAGGGCAGAACUUUUGAAAAGUGAGCUGCACGAAGGAAAUGCUUCACUCAUCCUCACAGAUGUUACUAUGGCAGACGAAGGGGUAUAUGAGUGUGAGGUGGCAGAGGCUCCAAGUGAGGGGAAGGGUAAAAUACAGCUUAAUGUUAUAGUACCUCCUAAAGUUUUCUUGAAGCACCGUCUGCUGCUUAUAAAUCAGACAAGUACAUUGGAGUGCCGAGCAGAAGAUUUCUACCCUAGCAACAUAUCUAUUGUGUGGAUGAGAGGCUCUAAUCCUCUUCCUGCUCAGAAACCACCACAAAUUUACAACCAUCCAAAUGGUACCUUCAGCGCAGUGAGCGAGUACACCUACACCCCUACUAGUGAGGACAUUGACGUGCCCUUUUACUGCCAGGUGAAGUUUGCACUAGAAGAGCUGAUGAAUGAAACUUUCAAGGUCUGCAAUCCAGUUUUUGAAUGGUCACCCAGAACUCCACAUGGGAACACAGGGAUGAAUGUCACUUGUAAGCUUUAUGGCUGUCAAUUUUCUAAAGUCCGUAUUAGCGUGAAUAAAGACGGCAAACAUAUGGGAGAAAAGUACUGCAUGGACGUAGAAGAGUGUGUGACUAAAGUGGAAAUCCUGCCCUCCACAGCAAAGGUCAAGGAAGUAAACUUUUCAUGUGAGGCUAAAGUGGAUGACUUUCAGACAAUUGUGAUCAACUUCACACCUGUAUUUCAAGAUGAACCCAGUUGUUGGAAUGAAAUUGUCUGGAUUUGUUUGUCUUUGUUGCUGCUGGCAUGUGCUAUAUGUUUGGGAAUAUGCAUAAAAAGGAAAUGUGGACGGCAGAUAUUGAAGGUCACAGAAUUAUUACCAGGUUGCAAGGACAACUCCACAGUGACUGGAAUUCACUCCGAAGAUCAUACACACCUGUCUUCCCCCUUGAAGAAGGAGGAUAGAAAAGUGGAGCAAAGUGUCAGUUUCACCAGGUGCUCUUCUGGAGAAAAUGCCAUUCAAGAUGAAAUAUGUGAACUGAUUAAUAUUCAGGAGGUUGACUCUGAGCAAUUUGUGCCCAGUGAGGAACAUGGAUACAUGACUGUUUAGGGCUGUGUAAUCAUUAUGUGUAACCCAUUAGGACACAGGAGCCAGAAACUUUCUAGCAGGAGAGUCACUGUCAGAUAUCAGUUUUAAGAAAUUUCUCUCUCACAGCAGCAACCUCAAAGUGGCCUUCCUGCUCAACCAUUAAGUGCUACUGGUUAUAGGGUGACUGUGCCACUGACACUCUUAGUGUCCUUGCUGUGUCAAUCCAAAGCCCCUAAUUGUGCAAUAUUUUUUUUUUGUAAAUGUCUAAAAUCAAUAUGUCCUUCAUGCAAAUGUCGUCUUUAAAUCUACCUGUUACAUUUCAAGCAUAAGGCCAAGCUGGACCCUUUAGAUAAACUGCAAGAAUUAGCAAAAACCAAGAAGACCAAUGUUUCAGUUAAUUUCAGUUGAAUUCAGAUUACUUUUAUACAGUAUUCUUUAGUGAGUGCAAGAUCAGAGUACUUUAAAAAGUAACUGGGUAAAAUGCACAGUUUUGUUUGCCCACAUGUUGGUACUGUCUUGCACACUCCCUGAAUUUAAUGUGGCUUAACGCGGACAGGAAAAUUAGAAAAAAUAACAUGUUAUAUAAAUAUGCCACAAUCUCAACUUAGACUAUGUUUGAUUCUAUAGUCAGAGAAACAAAAGAUUGUUAAAAGUGCCUUUUGAUAAAGAUCUUGCUUUGCACUAAAGGGCCUUUCACAUUAUCCAACAUUUCCAGCAAUUUUCAGUCAUAGACCUCAUUUGCAGAAUCUAAGUGAGUUGGAGGAAGUUUGUGGUGCCCUCCCGUGGCUACAAGUUGCAUAGUCUUGACAUCCCCAAUUCAACCAGUCUGUGACUUGCCCUCAUAAAAUUAAACCAGCUUGAUUUUGACUUAAGUCAUAAGGGUAGGCUCUGUGUGCAUGAAUGCUGACAGCCAGUGAGCACUCCCCCAACAUUGCAAUGUAUAUAAAUGCAGCAACAAGUAAUAAGGAGUGUGGAUGUUUUGAACCUCUCAAACACGAGAGGCUUGUCUGUCUGAUAAUCACAUGUUUUAAAUACCAUGACUGCAUGGUCACAACCUGUACCUAUAAACCAUGUGUACAGCACCUGCUCUGUCAGGCAGUAUUUUAUUGACUGUCAGAAAAAUGGGCAAACACAUGAUUCUUAUGAAGUACGAAAACGUGCUUAAAAGUAGUCAUGCAGUCUCUAAAUUGACAUGUCCCAGAGAUUAAAUUAACAACUGUAGUUGUGAAGUUUGUCUUCUCCAAUCAGGUGUUUUGUACUUUGUCAUCAGCAUCACAGCUAAAAUUAUGUAGAAGACAAUAAUUGUCACUCCUCAGGUUACAAGUCUAAAUGGCUUGUCAUAAUAAGUAACAUGUAUUAAUUGUCAGGACCAUACAUUGACCCAGAUUGAGUAAAUGUGGACAGCAUCCUGCUUCCACCCUAUGCUAUCAGGAUAGGUUUCAUUAAAAGUGUAUUAAGGGGGCUGUGAAAACAAAGGCUUUUGUUUUUCUUAGCACCUUCCCCCUUUUUUACCACCUUCUCAUCUAAUUGAACUGCAUCCAAUGUAAUGGUUUCUUACUAUACAACACAAAUUGAAGUGAUUAUUUCAUAUUUAACAGUAACACUAGAAUACAACACAAGACUCAUUCUGAAUGCGCCACACACUUAUUCAAGCUUCUGUUGCUGAUAAUCGGUGCUUUUAUAAUUUGGGAGAGUUAAAGAUGCCGUAAUUGCAAGGAACAAGGCAACAUUCUUAUUUUUUUUCCUUUGCCAUUGGUCUUCAUAUGUUAGUAUUUAUUUAUUUGAAAUACCUAAAGUAGUAAUUGUUCAUUGCCAUUCAUGCCUUCAUUUUUAGUUGCUGUAACUUUAUACUUUAAAAAGUUCAGAUUUCUGUGUAAAUGUUUACACUCUUUCAGUUCUUUGUAUAAAAAUUUUAAAAUGCCUUAAAGGAACCAAACCUGGAAAGGAUACCCAAUCCAUCACGUGGUGAAAUACUUGUUCAACCUCCAAAAUAACAGUUUUGUUUAUGGCUAAGAUCUUCCUCCCUUAAUUAUUUAUUUUUUAUAUGUACAGUAUUAUAUUUUUACUAUUUAUAUA